Molecule: messenger RNA, 1278 nt
Organism: Symbiodinium sp. CCMP2592
Lineage: Eukaryota; Dinophyceae; Suessiales; Symbiodiniaceae
Source: the annotation of a GenBank genome assembly
AUGUCGAACGGAGCGGCUGUGCUCUCGGAGGAUGACAUUGUCAACGGUUGUGUUCUUGGCCCUCACGGCUAUGUCUACAGACCGCCACCUCCUUCAAAGCAGCUUACGAUCGAGAUGCAGGUGUCAGUGACAGAGUGCAGAAACUGGCGCGAGGUCCUCGCCGUGGUGGAGAACUUGGGAGAUCUCUUCGACUUUCGGAAUACCUCGACGGCCGUGCAUCGAGUUGCCAAGUCCAGUGUGGAAGCCGGCGAGGCUCAGCUGGCGAAGUCGGACCAUCGUUUCCCGAGGUUGCUGCAGCUGCUCAGGGCGAAAUGCAAGGAUUUAUCGGCUUGGGGACUCUCAGACGCAACGUGGGGGAUGGCGAAGAUGCAGUGCAAGGACGACGAGAUUUUCACGAGGCUCUCCAUGCGUGCCCAGAGCAUCAUCCAGGACUUGGAUCCUCAGGGCCUGGCGAUCGUGGCGUGGUCCUUCGCCACUGUGGGAAGGAGGGACGAGGCCCUCCUCUCGGCCAUUGCGGUGGAAUCGCGCAAGAAGCUGGACAGCUUCGGAGUGCAGAACAUCUCCAAUUUGAUCUGGGCAAACGCAACGCUAGGCGUCCGCUCUGAUGCCCUGCACGCAGACUUGCUGCAGGAGUCUCUCCGUCGCCUGGAAGACUUUACCACUCAGGAGCUUGCCAUCGUUAACUGGGCCUUCACGAAACUAGCAUAUCCGGUGGGAGACGAAUGGAAGAACGCCAUCCGCAGCCGGGUCUUGCGGCUGAAGGAGUAUGCUCCGUCAGAGCUUUCCAUGAUCGCCUGGGCCCUCGCCACUCGCGGGGACUACGAUCCGGACCUGAUGGCCUACAUUGCCAGGCGAUCGAUGGAGAUCAUGCGAAGCUUCACUGGGCAGAAUAUGGCGACGAUCGUCUGGGCCAUCGCCACAGUGUCCUACAAGGAUGAUCCCUCGAUCGACGAGUUCCUGCGCAUGGCCAUCGGUGCGAUCACUGCAAGGUCCAAUGAAUUCCAGCCCCUCAACAUUGCCUUGAUCUCCUGGGGCCUGGCGAAGCUCAGCUUCAAGGCCGAAGCCGCCUUCGAGGCCCUCUGCGACUCAGCGGCGGCUCAAAUCGACGCCUUCGUUCCGCAGAACCUGGUGCAGGUCAUGUGGGCUUGUGGCACUGCAGGAUACAAGCACGAGGCCUUCCUUCGUGGAGCCGCACGGGUGGCCAAGCGCACUGUGGAUGACUUCUCCUCGCAGCAUCAGUCCAACUUUCUCUGGGCCUGUGCGAGGCUGGGGCAAUAG